Messenger RNA from Yamadazyma tenuis ATCC 10573, 768 nucleotides. NCBI's taxonomy places the organism in Eukaryota, Fungi, Ascomycota, Pichiomycetes, Serinales, Debaryomycetaceae. The record is from RefSeq and is a predicted model, not a curated record.
AUGUGGACACGAACGUAUUCCCGACACGUACCAUUGAGCAAAGAUGAUGUGGCCGUGGUGGUAGGAGGCGCCAGAGGACUCGGAAUAGAAAUGGUAAAACAGCUUACCAACAAAUAUAAAGUGAAGAAGGUGAUUAUCAUAGACAUGAACAAGCCAGAAGUCCGACAUCAAGACAUAACUUUCAUUCCGUGUAAUGUGGGAGACAAGAAGAAGUAUGCUGAGGUGCUACAGAAUGUGAUAGACGAAUGUGAAGCCAGUGGUGACAAGAUUAGGGUGUUUGUCACCAAUGCUGGUAUAAGACACAGUAAAUCGGUACUACAAUUGAGCAUGGAAGAGAUCGAUGAGAUAUACGAUGUAAACGUAUUUUCCUAUAUUCAAGGCAUCCGGGCAUUACUAAAACACCACAUGAAACAUCCCCAAGACAGCCUAUCGAUAGUGACAGUGUCUUCGGUGUUGGGGAUACUUGCACCUCGAAAUUUGACCAUAUACUCGUCUACCAAAGCUGCCUUGAGCCAAAUUCACGAAGGUUUAGCUCAGGAGUUGGUGGACUUCCCCAGUAUCAGAAUGUUGCUUGUGUUACCUGGACAGCUACUGCGAGGAAUGUUUGACGAUGACAUUAUGGAUAGAGUGAACAACGGGCAGUGUGGGGUGUUGAGUGAGCCUAUUUAUGGAAAAUUGUUACCAGUGGUGAAAUGUCUACCUUACUCGAUUAUACAGUUGUGUAGAAGAUUUUCACAGAUGGACCAGAAGGUCAGGGACAAUUCAUAG